Cyprinodon variegatus (sheepshead minnow) is the source of this 2227-nucleotide messenger RNA. RefSeq names its product protocadherin-10-like. Gene Ontology annotation, biological process: homophilic cell-cell adhesion. NCBI's taxonomy places the organism in Eukaryota, Metazoa, Chordata, Actinopteri, Cyprinodontiformes, Cyprinodontidae. Gene Ontology annotation, molecular function: calcium ion binding. The transcript is spliced from 3 exons. Gene Ontology annotation, cellular component: plasma membrane. The record is from RefSeq and is a predicted model, not a curated record. Bases 152 to 2227 code for a protein of 691 amino acids.
UGAGUACGAUCCUGUUUUCAUUAAAAAUCUUACCCAUGUUAGGAGAUAAAAGCGUUUGUUGUUGUUUUAACCCUGUGUGGAACUCUGUCAGCAUAGAAGAGCUUCUUGCAAAGCUGAUUUUAUUUUUGUUUAAUUUUCCCAUCUUUUCAACAUGAAACAAAGGCGACCUCAGACAUGGAGAGGCUGGAUACAAUGGAUUACAUUCACGAUGAUUGUAGUGCAAUUUUGGAGCUGUUCCUCGGCACAAUUUCGUUAUUCUGUUUUCGAGGAAGUUCAAGAAGGAACAAUUGUGGGCUAUAUCGCAAAGGAUUUGGGCAUUGAUAAGAAUACGAUGAGAGAGAGGACUAUACGUAUUGUUUACGGAUCGACGGAGCCGCCUUUUAUGGUAAACCAAAAUGAAGGUGUCUUGUAUGUGGACCGUAAAAUUGACCGAGAAGAAAUGUGCGAUAGAAGCAAGGCUUGCGUGCUUAAUUUAAAAGCGGUGCUUCAAAACCCGCUAGAAAUUCACCACAUCAGUGUGGAGAUUAUGGAUGUAAAUGAUCACGCACCAUUCUUCCCUCAUAAUGAAAGCGUGUUGGAAAUUUUUGAAUCUGCUUUGCGAGGAGCAAAAUUCCAACUGCAGGAUGCACGUGAUGCGGACAGUGGUUUGUUAUCCGUUCAGCAGUAUAAGUUAAGUAACAACGAACAUUUUCGUUUAGAGGUGAAAGAUCGAGGGGAGGAUCGUAAAACACCCAUACUGGUUCUUGAAAAACCACUUGACAGGGAAUCGGUUGAAACCCAUAUAUUGCUUCUGACAGCAUUAGAUGGAGGCAAGCCUCCAAAAUCUGGUAACAUGACAAUAGUUGUUAAAGUUUCCGAUGUUAAUGAUAAUCCACCAGUUUUCAGUCAGGAAAUAUAUACUAUUUCGCUAAAAGAAAAUUCUCCUGUUGGGACGACUGUGAUCCAAAUUAAUGCAACAGAUUUAGAUGAGGGUUCAAAUGGGGAGGUAAUAUAUUCAUUUGGCAGUCACUUAGAUACACAGGUACAUGCACGUUUUGGUUUAAAUUCUGUGACUGGUGUUAUUGUUGUGACUGGAACGCUAGAUUUCGAAGAAUGUAGCCGAUAUGAAAUUGAUGUCCAGGCAUCUGACAAAGGCGCAGCGACAUUAAAAACAGAUAAAACUGUUGUCAUUAAUUUGGUCGAUAUGAACGAUAAUGAACCAGAGAUUGAAGUGACAUCAUUUUAUCAUGCACUUCCAGAAGAUUCGAAACCAGGGACAACAGUGGCGUUGAUUAGUUUAAAAGAUGUUGAUUCUGGUCUAAACGGCAAAGUUAUGUGUUACAUAAACAAAGACCUCCCAUUUAUACUAACGCCUUUGGAAAACAAUGUAUAUUCUCUUGUAACUAAAUCAAUUUUGGACAGAGAAAAAGAAUUUCAAUACGAUGUAUUAGUCAUUGCAAAAGAUGCAGGGGAAAUAUCUUUAUCAUCAGAAAAGAAUAUACCAAUCCUAGUGAAUGACAUAAAUGACAACAUCCCGGAAUUCCAUCGAAAUCCCUAUAUUUUCUAUCUAAGAGAAAAUAACACCCCAGGAGAAAAUAUUUUUUCAGUGUCGGCAGGUGAUAAUGAUGAAGGGAGUAAUGCAGUUAUUUCGUAUUCUAUAUUAAGGGAUAAAGAAAGAUCAAACAUAGUUACAUCUUUUCUGAAUGUUAACUCUGAAACUGGAGAAAUUCUGGCACUUAAAAGUUUCGAUUUUGAAAUCUUAAAAACGUUUCAGUUCCAAGUUCUUGCCACUGAUUCUGGGACUCCAUCUUUGAGCAGCAACGUCACAGUAAAAGUGUUCGUUCUGGAUCAGAACGACAACGCUCCAGUCAUUCUGUAUCCACUCAGCUCCAACGGUUCUGCUGAAGGUGUGGAGGAGAUUCCCCGCAAUAUUUGGAUCGGCGUUACAGCACAGUUCCGUUAUUCCGUCUUCGAGGAAGUUUCAGAUGGAACAGUUGUCGGGAAUAUUGCGAAAGAUUUAGGACUCGAUAAGACAAUGCUGAAAGAGAGGGGGAUCCGUAUUGUUUACGGGUCGACUGAGCCUCCCUUUAUGGUGAAACAAGAUGAUGGUGUCUUAUAUGUGAGAAGCAAAAUUGACCGGGAGGAAAUCUGUGAUCGAAAGAAGGUUUGCGUGAUUGACAUAAAAACGGUGCUUCAGAACCCGUUGGAGAUACAUCAUGUCGCUGUGGAGAUUCUGGAUGGCCCAUAG